Procambarus clarkii (red swamp crayfish) is the source of this 3075-nucleotide messenger RNA. Lineage: Eukaryota; Metazoa; Arthropoda; Malacostraca; Decapoda; Cambaridae. The record is from RefSeq and is a predicted model, not a curated record.
AUGGCCACACUGGAUAUACCUGGACUUCCUCACAGUGGAGGAGGAGAAGUAUUCAAGUUGAUGAAGGAGUACCUCUCAGAAGGAAAACAGAGCCGUAUACCAACAUACCCUUCAGCAACCCUGGGGGUGAGAGAAGUUAAUAUAUGCAAAAUAGAAACUCAUGAUGUGAAUGAGAAAGAACUGAGACACAUAAAGGAGUCUCCCUGUGAGUGGACACUGAGGAAGACAAUGAGAGCGAGCACGCCAAAUGAGGAGAGGGACUCGCCUCAUGAAUAUCACAAUGGUAAUGAGGUUGGCCGUGAGUUACAGCCGGAGAAGCUCGGGGCAAGACCGUGCCUUCCACCACUGUUUACAGAGGGUCUCCCGGUGGUGCCACGUCACCGUCCCGCCAGUGAUCGUGACGUGGGCAGCGUUGCCACGUCGCCAUACUGGAGAGUUAUGGUCGCCUCCACGCCUGUCCUCGCACCUCCACGCCUGUCCUCGCACCUCCACGCCUGUCCUCGCACCUCCACGCCUGUCCUCGCACCUCCACGCCUGUCCCUCGCACCUCCACGCCUGUCCUCGCACCUCCACGCCUGUCCUCGCACCUCCACGCCUGUCCCUCGCACCUCCACGCCUGUCCACCCUCCUCGCACCUCCACGCCUGUCCUCGCACCUCCACGCCUGUCCUCGCACCUCCACGCCUGUCCCUCGCACCUCCACGCCUGUCCUCGCACCUCCACGCCUGUCCUCGCACCCUCCACGCCUCCUCGCACCUCCACGCCUGUCCUCGCACCUCCACGCCUGUCCUCGCACCUCCACGCCUGUCCUCGCACCUCCACGCCUGUCCCUCGCACCUCCACCUCCACGCCUGUCCUCGCCUGUCCCUCGCACCUCCACGCCUGUCCCUCGCACCUCCACGCCUGUCCCUCGCACCUCCACGCCUGUCCCUCGCACCUCCACGCCUGUCCCUCGCACCUCCACGCCUGUCCCUCGCACCUCCACGCCUGUCCCUCGCACGCCUGUCCCUCGCACCUCCACGCCUGUCCUCGCACCUCCACGCCUGUCCUCGCACCUCCACGCCUGUCCUCGCACCUCCACGCCUGUCCCUCGCACCUCCACGCCUGUCCCUCGCACCUCCACACCUGUCCACGCCUGUCCUCGCACCUCCACGCACCUCCACGCCUGUCCUCGCACCUCCACGCCUGUCCCUCGCACCUCCACGCCUGUCCCUCGCACCUCCACGCCUGUCCCUCGCACCUCCACGCCUGUCCCUCGCACCUCCACGCCUGUCCCUCGCACCUCCACGCCUGUCCCUCGCACCUCCACGCCUGUCCCUCGCACCUCCACGCCUGUCCCUCGCACCUCCACGCCUGUCCCUCGCACCUCCACGCCUGUCCCUCGCACCUCCACGCCUGUCCUCGCACCUCCACGCCUGUCCCUCGCACCUCCACGCCUGUCCCUCGCACCUCCACGCCUGUCCUCGCACCUCCACGCCUGUCCUCGCACCUCCACGCCUGUCCUCGCACCUCCACGCCUGUCCUCGCACCUCCACGCCUGUCCUCGCACCUCCACGCCUGUCCUCGCACCUCCACGCCUGUCCCUCGCACCUCCACGCCUGUCCCUCGCACCUCCACGCCUGUCCCUCGCACCUCCACGCCUGUCCCUCGCACCUCCACGCCUGUCCCUCGCACCUCCACGCCUGUCCCUCGCACCUCGCACCUCCGCCUGUCCUCGCACCUCCACGCCUGUCCUCGCACCUCCACGCCUGUCCCUCGCACCUCCACGCCUGUCCCUCGCACCUCCACGCCUGUCCUCGCACCUCCACGCCUGUCCCUCGCACCUCCACGCCUGUCCCUCGCACCUCCACGCCUGUCCCUCGCACCUCCACGCCUGUCCCUCGCACCUCCACGCCUGUCCCUCGCACCUCCACGCCUGUCCCUCGCACCUCCACGCCUGUCCCUCGCACCUCCACGCCUGUCCCUCGCACCUCCACGCCUGUCCUCGCACCUCCACGCCUGUCCUCGCACCUCCACGCCUGUCCUCGCACCUCCACGCCUGUCCUCGCACCUCCACGCCUGUCCUCGCACCUCCACGCCUGUCCUCGCACCUCCACGCCUCCACGCCUGUCCUCGCACCUCCACGCCUGUCCUCGCACCUCCACGCCUGUCCCUCGCACCUCCACGCCUGUCCCUCGCACCUCCACGCCUGUCCUCGCACCUCCACGCCUGUCCUCGCACCUCCACGCCUGUCCUCGCACCUCCACGCCUGUCCUCGCACCUCCACGCCUGUCCUCGCACCUCCACGCCUGUCCUCGCACCUCCACGCCUGUCCUCGCACCUCCACGCCUGUCCUCGCACCUCCACGCCUGUCCUCGCACCUCCACGCCUGUCCUCGCACCUCCACGCCUGUCCCUCGCACCUCCACGCCUGUCCUCGCACCUCCACGCCUGUCCUCGCACCUCCACGCCUGUCCUCGCACCUCCACGCCUGUCCCUCACACCUUCACGCCUGUCCUCGCACCUCCACGCCUGUCCUCGCACCUCCACGCCUGUCCCUCGCACCUCCACGCCUGUCCCUCGCACCUCCACGCCUGUCCCUCGCACCUCCACACCUGUCCUCGCACCUCCACGCCUGUCCCUCGCACCUCCACGCCUGUCCUCACACCUCCACGCCUGUCCUCGCACCUCCACGCCUGUCCCUCGCACCUCCACGCCUGUCCUCGCACCUCCACGCCUGUCCUCGCACCUCCACGCCUGUCCUCGCACCUCCACGCCUGUCCUCGCACCUCCACGCCUGUCCCUCGCACCUCCACGCCUGUCCUCGCACCUCCACGCCUGUCCCUCGCACCUCCACGCCUGUCCCUCGCACCUCCACGCCUGUCCCUCGCACCUCCACGCCUGUCCUCGCACCUCCACGCCUGUCCUCGCACCUCCACGCCUGUCCCUCGCACCUCCACGCCUGUCCUCGCACCUCCACGCCUGUCCUCGCACCUCCACGCCUGUCCUCGCACCUCCACGCCUGUCCUCGCACCUCCACGCCUGUCCUCUCAAACACAUGCCAUUCUGUAACACUUAAGUCAUUGGGAAAAAAUGCG